UGACUAAAUGUCAAAAUUUAGCUUCAGCUUGUAAAACAAUUAACAGAUAUAUUUCCACUUUUCCAAAAAUAAACUAACAAAUUUAUUUUGAAAAUAUCUAAAACAAGAUUUGUGCUAAUGCACAAUCUUUUAGGUAAAGUCCAAGGCGAAUUAAAGGCAAAAAUAGGUAAAUUUCUUGGCAGCUGCGUUGCAAGACCCCCUUUCGCUGUGGUGGUGGUAGAGUGAAAAUUUUUAUUUUAACAACGUUGCUAAAGUUUGAGGCGAAAUAACAGCAAAUAGCUUCCAAAAUGUCCAAUGGCAAUCGAGGACCUGGACCAAUACCAAACCGCUGGUUACAUUGCCCUCGAAAAAGCGAAGGGAUUAUUGUGGGAAAGUUUAUAGCGUUUAAAACGCCACUUAGUGCAGCUUUCGAUGACCAAAUGCCCGAUGAUUGCUUAUUUUAUCCAGAAAUGAUAUUUGGCUAUUGCAAGUCUAUCAAAUUAAAGCUGGGUUUGUGGAUUGACUUGACCAAUACCAAGAGAUUCUAUGACAGUGCUGUGGUUAAAUCCAAGGACACGCAGUAUGUUAAGCUACAAUGUCGAGGGCACGGUGAAACACCAUCACCGGAACAAACACAGUCAUUCAUUGAAAUUGUGGAUAAUUUCAUAAACGAGCGACCAAGUGAUCUAAUUGGGGUGCAUUGCACACAUGGUUUUAAUAGAACGGGUUUCCUAAUUGCUUCCUAUUUGGUGGAACGUUUUGAUUUCUCGGUCGAAGCAGCUUUGGCAACAUUUGCCAAAUUUCGACCUCCAGGCAUAUACAAGGCGGACUAUAUUAGAGAGCUGUACAGGCGUUUUGACGAUGAGGAUGAUGCACCACCUGCCCCGGAGUUACCUGGUUGGUGUCUGGAAUUCGAUGAUUCAGAUAGAGGUCCUCAAAAGAGGAAAUACGAAGAAAGUGCACACUCUUCAAAUUCUCAACAAGCUAUGGCGGCUCGCUCACAAACACAUUCCAAUGGUAGUUUAGGCCUCAUAGAAACACUUGAUGAUCCGGAGGAUGAAGCACAAGAAGACGAAGGCGAAGCGAAUGAAGGCAAUGAGGCAGAGGAUGGUGGUGCCCCCAAUGGCAAACCACGCAAGAAGAGGCGUCGUGAGAUGAUCAUCAAAAAUGCUAAAUUUAUGGAGGGCGUGCCGGGAGUUACUCUAGUAACAGAUCAGCCGCGUCUGGGAGAUAUACAGCAAAAAGUGCAGGAUAUGUGUGGCUGGAAUAAAAGUGGCUUUCCUGGCUGCCAGCCGGUAUCUAUGGAUUGCGAAAACAUGAAGAGAUUACAUGAAAUACCAUAUCGAGUCUCUUGGAAGGCAGAUGGUACCAGAUAUAUGAUGUUAAUUAAUAAACGUGACGAGAUAUAUUUCAUAGAUCGCAACAACUCAUGCUUCCAGGUGGAGAAUAUAACGUUUGUAAAAUACAACAACCUACAUGAACAUUUGGAGGACACUCUACUGGAUGGAGAAAUGGUUUUGGAUAAAUACCAAGGGCAACACAUACCACGCUACCUCAUCUAUGACAUUAUUAAAAUCGGCAGCCGUGAGAUAGGGAAAGAGCACUUCUAUCCCAAUCGCUUGCAAUGCAUUGACAUGGAAGUUAUAAGUCCCCGUCAUAAGGCCAUAGAAAAAGGUAUCAUAGAUCGUCCUUCGGAGCCGUUCAGUUUGCGCAAAAAAGACUUUUGGGACAUAAGACAAUCAGCCUCAUUGCUGGGCGAAAAAUUUGCCAAAAGCCUGCUGCACGAACCGGACGGCCUUAUAUUUCAGCCCUCGGAGCAAGCCUACACCGCAGGUGUAUGCAAGGAUGUUUUCAAGUGGAAACCUUUGAAUAUGAAUUCGGUUGAUUUUCGUUUGAAAGUGGGCGAGGAGUCUGGACAAGGUAUACUACCACGCAAAAUUUGUCUACUCUAUGUUGGUGGUCAUGAACCUCCAUUUGCCCAAAUGAAAUACACCAAAGCCAUUAAGGCUCAAAAUUUAGAUAAUAAAAUUGUAGAGUGUACUGUAAAUGCGCAAGGGCAAUGGGAACUAAUGCGUGAACGUACCGACAAAACUUUGCCCAAUAGUUUUAAUACUGCCAAAUCCGUUAUAGAUAGCAUACGAACCCCAGUCACCAAGGAGAUAUUGUUGAGUUUCAUAGAUGCCAAUGGUUUCCGUAAUGAUCAUGACAUGAUGCCACCUCCACGUAGCAAUAACAAUCAUCAUAUGCAUGCCCAAAGACAACAUGCAACACAGCAACAAAGGCAUAAUCCACAUAAUCAUCAUCAACAGCAACAAAUUCAGCAACAGCAAAUUAGACUGCCUCCCAAUUAGAUCUAAGGGAUUUUAAACUUUGUAUCUCACUGGGGCGACAACCAACCACUUCAUAGCACACAUAAAAAUUA
Molecule: messenger RNA, 2401 nt
Organism: Stomoxys calcitrans (stable fly)
Lineage: Eukaryota; Metazoa; Arthropoda; Insecta; Diptera; Muscidae
Gene: mRNA-cap
Product: mRNA-capping enzyme
Exons: 5
Coding region: 288-2330 (680 amino acids)
Biological process (GO): 7-methylguanosine mRNA capping; dephosphorylation
Molecular function (GO): mRNA 5'-triphosphate monophosphatase activity; mRNA guanylyltransferase activity; protein tyrosine/serine/threonine phosphatase activity
Source: RefSeq, a predicted model, not a curated record